UAAAAAAACCAAAUUUAAGAUAACCAUUUAGAUUAGAUCCAGUUUUGGUUGCCAAUUUUUAAACUUAUUUUUACAGUAUUAUAAUUUACUUAAAAGUAUAUUAACAAUAGCUUAAACCUUUUUUCACAUCUGUUGUGUAUAUUAUGUUGUAUGAUUAUGCAUAUACAAAGACUUUAAAUACCUUCCACAAAAACAAUAACAAACUGACUAACGAAUUCUUUGGCUACGAUUAAUUGACAUUAACAUAUGAAAGGUUGCAUAAAUCUAAAGAAAAUGUAUUUUUCCAACUGUAGCCCAGUAAAUAUAUUUGUUUUACAUCUUAGGUAAAUAGUUUGCAACGCUGGAAGGGGACAUUACCGAUCCUGUUAAGUACAUGAUAACAAAAUGCAAUCUAUGAAUUCAAAUAUUGAUAAAGCAAAACACUUCUUCGUGGAAAGUGGGAUCUUAGGACCCACAAACUUUAAAAAUUCAAGUGACUUGAUUCGGAAAACAUCAACCAUUCACAUAGAUACAACCCUAAAAAAUCAGAUAAGAAAAACAUCAUUGUGCCUGAGGCAUAAGGUAUUUAACGAAACAAAUUCAUUGAGUAGUUACGAUGAUUCCCUUAUUAAUCUUCAAAACGAAAUAUAUAACAUGAGAGAUACUUUACUCCAUGGCGAGACCAAAAUUGUAAUUCUACGUACUGAAAUUGGCAAACUAAAGCAAGGACUUCAAGCAAUAAUGCCUGCCCAGGUAGAAGCUCAAAACUACUCUGACGAGGUCAUCAUGAAAAUCAAACGCCCGGUGCCGAGUCUUUGUUUAUUUUGCCAACCCAUUAAUUCUUCCGUAAAAGGAUCGUCAAACUGGAGUUUAACGUUUGUUAAAAAACACAAAAAUAGUUACCCGAAUAAGAACGCUUUAGGUGAAAAAUGUAAUAGCCAAUUGUGGAUCAGUGGCAAAUAAAAGUAAAUUUAAUAUAUAUUAGAUCUUUAAAAAAUA
Drosophila gunungcola (fruit fly) is the source of this 978-nucleotide messenger RNA. RefSeq lists its product as uncharacterized. The transcript has 4 exons. Lineage: Eukaryota; Metazoa; Arthropoda; Insecta; Diptera; Drosophilidae. The coding region runs from base 385 to 942 and encodes 185 amino acids. The record is from RefSeq and is a predicted model, not a curated record.